AUGACAGAAUUCACCCAUUUGCUCGCUACCAACUACAAGAAGCUCAUUGCACAGUAUCUCGAAGAAGACGUCCCCUCCUUUGAUUAUGGUGGCUAUGUCGUGGGCGAAGACGAGAAGGUCGCUAUUCUAUACUGCAAAGCAGAAGGCGUUUUGGCUGGUGUACCUCUCUUUAAUGAAGUCUUUAAACAACUUGGAUGCCGUGUGGAAUGGUUUGUCAAGGAAGGUGAAUGGCUCAAACCCCAAGGCAAACAAGAAAUCGCUCGUGUCUAUGGUACAGCCCGUCACAUUUUGCUUGGUGAACGUACUGCAUUAAACAUCAUUUGUCGUUGCAGUGGUAUUGCUUUAAGAUCACGCAAAGUAUAUGAACUUCAAAAGGAAAAAGGUUUCAAGGGUAUCAUUGCUGCUACUCGUAAAACAACACCUGGUUUCCGACUUGUGGAGAAGUAUGGUGUGCUUGUCGGUGGUCUAGACACUCAUCGUAUGGAUUUGUCUUCCAUGAUCAUGCUCAAGGAUAAUCAUAUUUGGAGUGCAGGAUCGAUCACCAAGGCUGUUCAAGCUGCUCGUAGAGCAGGUGGUUUUGCUCUUAAGAUCGAGGUCGAGUGUCAAUCCGAGGAGGAAGCGGAUGAAGCUAUCGCUGCUGGUGCAGACAUUGUUAUGCUUGAUAACUUUACGGGUGAAGGAUUGAAAAUCGCAGCAAAGAGCAUCAAGGAGCGCUGGGCUGCCAAGGGUGUGCGUCACUUUUUGAUCGAAAGCAGUGGUGGUAUCACUUAUGAAACAUGUGCCAACUAUUUCUGUGAUGAUAUCGACGUUCUCAGCAUGAGCACAGUUACUCAAGGUGUUCCUCACGUUGACUUUUCUCUCAAGAUCAGCCAUUAA
This is a messenger RNA of Lichtheimia ornata, 876 nucleotides long. Its product is annotated as nicotinate-nucleotide diphosphorylase (carboxylating). The transcript has 6 exons. Bases 1 to 876 code for a protein of 291 amino acids. Gene Ontology annotation, biological process: NAD+ biosynthetic process; quinolinate catabolic process. Gene Ontology annotation, cellular component: cytoplasm. NCBI's taxonomy places the organism in Eukaryota, Fungi, Mucoromycota, Mucoromycetes, Mucorales, Lichtheimiaceae. Gene Ontology annotation, molecular function: nicotinate-nucleotide diphosphorylase (carboxylating) activity. The record is from RefSeq and is a predicted model, not a curated record.